UGUGACGCACUCGUUUUGUCGUUUGGUUAUAAUAGUAAUUGGUUAGGUUUUAUAUGGGUUUUAUAUUGUAAUAACAAGGUUUAUGUUCUUAAAUUCAAAGCUAUUAUAGCUUAACUUAAAUCGUCAACUAUUUACAGAAUACAGUUUUGCACGUCAUCGUACUACUAUACGUCGACGUAGGUUGCACUUAAAUAUUCGUCAAUGUUAGUGAAUCGUGACGGUCAACGUUUUGUGUAUUCUCCAUGAAUCUAGUAUUUAUUAGUAUUCUCAAAUGGAAAAGUCCCGUCGAGACUUGGCUGGGAUAACUAACGGUAUGGUGUCUGUAGAGGCUCCGUUUAUCAAGCAGGAGCCUGAGGACGAGAAUAAUGGGGGCUCGUGCGGUGUGAGCGGGACGCAUGAUGUAUUUACUGACGUUGUGCCUGUUAAAGAAGAGUUGAGCGCUGAAGACCAUGUGAAAGAGGAGCCUGCUUGCUCAGACAGUCCGGACCCGAGUGCCACACUGUAUGAGGACCACCAUGUUAAGGAUGAGCUUGUGCUGGGCCCUGAGCUUUUUCACCAACCUCAUGUAUCGUUGCUUCCAUCAGUUGAAGCGGGUUCCGCGCAGUCGCUGAGCUGCACUGUCAGGCUGGAGCGCCUGCUGGUUGACGCGGAGCGCCGCACUUGCCGGGUCGGGCGCCGCAACUACAAGCUUCACACCAAGCAACCAAAUACUAAGUAUGAAUGCAAUGAUUGCGGCAAAAGUUUCAAAUAUCUCGCAGUUUUGAAGAAACACAUACACACUCAUUCUUUAACUCCACUAGAUUCCCGCAAGAAUGCCGAGUCAGACAGAAAAAGAAAGAUUAAAUGUGACUACUGUGACAUCAACCUUAAGAAAUCAGACUUACGAGCUCAUGAGGGCAUACCUACUAGUGAAAAACUUUACAAAUGUAAGAAUUGCGAUUAUCAGUGUAUUCGCAAAGCACACUUGCAAAAACAUCAGAAGAUACACAUUGGUGAAAAGCCAUUUAAAUGUUCCGAGUGUAAUUUUGCGUGCCGUUUGAAAGUCAACCUAGGACGUCACCAAAGGAUACAUACUGGGAAGAAGCCCCUAGAAUACAGUCAAAAAACUAAUCCACUUAGUCACAAGAAAAUAGUGAAAAUAAACACUAGGGUGAAGACAUUUCAAUGUAGCUAUUGUAACUACACAUCUGUAUAUAAAAUGAAAUUAAAAAAACAUGAGAUGAUACACGGAGAUGGGAAACCUUUUAAAUGUGACAAGCUAUUUAAAUGUGGCUAUUGUGAUUAUAAAUGUACUCGAAAACAUAAUUUAUUACGUCAUCAACGGACACAUACUGGCGAGAAGCCUUAUGGAUGUAGAUAUUGCGUUUUCAAAUGCAACCAUAGCACCACGUUAAAAAGCCACGAGAUGGCACACACGGAUAAAAAGCCUUUUGAAUGUAGGUAUUGUGAUUACACAUGCAGGAGGAAACAACACUUACGAAGUCACGAAAAAGUACACACUAUGGAAAAGCCAUUUAAAUGUAGCUAUUGCGACUUCAAAUGUGGACAUAAAGGAAGUUUAAAAAGACAUGAGAUGAUACACAAGGAUGAAAAGCCUUUUGAAUGUAGAUAUUGUGAUUACAAAUGCAGGACGAAACAAUACUUACAAAGUCACGAAAAAGUACACACUAUGGAAAAGGCACUUAAAUGUAGCUAUUGCGACUUCAAAUGUGGACAUAAAGGAAGUUUAAAAAGACAUGAGAUGAUACACAAGGAUGAAAAGCCUUUUGAAUGUAGAUAUUGUGAUUACAAAUGCAGGACGAAACAAUACUUACAAAGUCACGAAAAAGUACACACUAUGGAAAAGGCACUUAAAUGUAGCUAUUGCGAUUUCAAAUGUGUAUAUAAAGGAACUAUGAAAAGACAUGAACAGAUUCACGGGGAUGCGAAACCUCUUAAAUUUCUCAACCAGAAGACACACACAGGUGAAAAUAUAUUUAAAACUAGCUAUUGUGAUUACAAAUUGGAUAAAAGAAGUAUAAAAAUACAGGACAUAGUACACAGGGAUUCCAAGCCUUUUAAAUGUAGUGAAUGUGAUUACAAGAGUACACGAAAAAAUGUUUUCCGAAAACACCAAAUGACACACAUUAAUAACUGGUUUCAUAAAUGUGACUAUUGUGAUUAUACGUGUCGUAAGGCAUGUAAUUUACGCCGUCACCAAAUGAUACACACCGGCGAGAACCCCUUUGGAUGUAAACACUGUGAUUUCAAAUGCAAUCAGAAAACAGUCUUAAUUAAUCACGAGAAAAUACACACUGGGGAAAAACCAUUCAAAUGCAGCUAUUGUGAUUUCAGAUGCAGCGUUAAAACAAACUUACGUAAUCACGAAAAAGUACACACUAGGAAAAAGCCAUAUCAAUGUAGCGAUUGCGAUUUCAAGUGCAUACUGAAAUCAUAUUUACGACUACACCAAGUGAUACACACGGGUGAUAAACCUUUUAAAUGUAGUCAAUGUACUUUUGAAUGCUCCAGGAACUGUAAUUUGAGGAGACAUGAGUUGAUUCACAAUGAAAAAAAGGGCUUUAAGUGUGGUAACUGCGAGUACGAGUGUAGACAGAAGGCAGCCUUACGCAGACAUCAACAGGCCUACGGUGGACGCUGUUAUCGGCGUGACAAAGCAGAUGUUGCUUUAUAACACGGCGCGAGGGAAAGAAGCUGUACUUUUUGGCAACGCUAAAAAAAUGGGCGCUUUAUCAUUAUUACGCGAUAGCGUUCAUUAUACGCCAACAUUGUUCUUGUAGGUCCCUUAUCUCUCGAAUUAAAUUUAUGUACAUUUAUAUCUAUCUAUCUAUUAAGCCCUUUUAUUCUGAGUUAGAGUAUGUCUCGUAGCUCAGUGUGCCGCUUGGCAAAGGCCUCCUCUAGAUCUUUCCAUUGAGGUCAGGAGGAGGAUUUAUAUCACAUGGAACUUUUUCCCGUUAAUCUCUCGAUUGUUAGUUGAAUAGGGUCAAAAUUCUUUUCUUUGUCUUGUUUCUGACCACUCUGUUACGGUUCUUUUUGUCUUUUAUCAAAUAAAUAAAAAAACUGUGCUAUUGCAUGUUUUUCUAGCUGUGGAUUUUAUUUCUCUUGAGAAAAAUUUAAUACUAAAUUUCACCCCAUAUAAAAAGCUCCACUUCGUCACAUUUUUUUAAGGACAAAACACAAGACAACGAAAAUAAUUUUGACCCAAUUACAUUAUUUGCAUUAGACAUACUGUAGGUAAGUAAUAGAAGUUAUUCCUAACUAGAUAAAACAAUACAAAAAAUCACAUUUUCCUAGCUUUUAAAACUUUUUAUAAGAUAGUAAAAAAUUAGGAGACAUAUUGUUGUCUUAUUAACUUGGCCUUUUCAACAAGGUCCACCAUCUUCGGCACUGAUAUUUGUUAAACUCGUAUUUGUUAAUGCCAUCUCCUUAGAAUUUUUAUGGUCUACUAGCAGUUCUUUAUGCUCAAAAAUAUUUUUGCCACAUCUAUCACAUCCACUAGGUGAAUCAGAUGGACUUUCAAUAUUGUGUUCUAGUGCGCACUGUUCCAUUUUGUAACAUAGUAAGCGUAUUGUCUCCACUUUAUUUAACCAAUAUGCAUAUUUCACUGAAACAUAUUUUUACUAUGGUUCCCUUUUUUCCAAUAUGUACUUAUUUGCUUGCAUAAAUUAUUUACACAUCUUUCUGAACCAGUAAAAUCUAUGUUCUCGGUAUUCUCAAAGUAAGACUUAAGAAUUUGAAACAUGUGGCGUUUUCGAUCUGCAUCUAUAGCGCGGGGAAGAGAGUGCCAAAUAUUGAAGAAGUGCAUCCUAGAAAAGGAACAUUCAAUAUAAGUACCUAAAAAUAAUACAAACAAUGCAUUAAAAUAUUUGGCACAUUUACAUGCAUUUACUAAACCAGGGUAUAUGGGUUAUCAUUUCCUUUCAGCAUGGAUUCAGAACUUGAUUUUACUAAAACUUAUUAAAUAGUAUGUUAAAAUAUCAUGAAGU
This is a messenger RNA of Cydia strobilella, 3986 nucleotides long. Its product is annotated as oocyte zinc finger protein XlCOF6-like. Bases 272 to 2674 code for a protein of 800 amino acids. The record is from RefSeq and is a predicted model, not a curated record. Gene Ontology annotation, molecular function: RNA polymerase II cis-regulatory region sequence-specific DNA binding; DNA-binding transcription factor activity, RNA polymerase II-specific. The transcript is spliced from 3 exons. Gene Ontology annotation, biological process: regulation of transcription by RNA polymerase II. NCBI's taxonomy places the organism in Eukaryota, Metazoa, Arthropoda, Insecta, Lepidoptera, Tortricidae.